GUGCAAAAAAUAUCAAACUUCUUGAAACUUAUUGUUUUCCUAUAUGUCCUGAUAAUGUUGAAGAGUUUUUGGUGAAAUUACAGGCACAAAUUAGAGAUUUAUUUGAGAAACGUAGUGUACCUUUAUUACCUGAAUUUAAUACUUGCUGGAAUCUUAAACAAGCAUUGGUGAAUGUUAGAAUAAAUUUAUUGGCAAGAGGAUGUCCAAGAUGGAAUGCUAUUAUUUACAAGAUUGGAAAAAAAGAUACUUAUCAAAAGUGGAAGAAAAAAAUAAAAAAGAGUGAUAGUAAUAGGGAUCUUUUAACUGAAGAAAUUGACAAUAAG
Messenger RNA from Racocetra fulgida, 323 nucleotides. Lineage: Eukaryota; Fungi; Glomeromycota; Glomeromycetes; Diversisporales; Gigasporaceae. The record is from the annotation of a GenBank genome assembly.